CCCCAUACUCCCGCUGGAUCCCCACUCUCCCCCACGGCACCGGUGGUGACCGGACGACGCUCCCCUCGUUCCUCCGCCUCAGCCCCACCCCCUGUACGGAGGUCUCGGGUGCGCGAAGUGCUCGUUGCCCGGACGAUGCUAGCCUCGGAAUCAACACUCACUGGGCGUCUUCUGGAGGACUUCAGAGAGUCUUUUGGGAGGUACCACGCUCUCCGGGAUGUUGCUCUUCAAAUCUACCCCGGUGCCCUC
Geodia barretti is the source of this 249-nucleotide messenger RNA. The record is from the annotation of a GenBank genome assembly. Lineage: Eukaryota; Metazoa; Porifera; Demospongiae; Tetractinellida; Geodiidae.